This is a messenger RNA of Drosophila simulans, 1452 nucleotides long. Its product is annotated as inactive pancreatic lipase-related protein 1. Gene Ontology annotation, molecular function: lipase activity. The transcript has 6 exons. Bases 307 to 1329 code for a protein of 340 amino acids. Gene Ontology annotation, biological process: lipid metabolic process. The record is from RefSeq and is a predicted model, not a curated record. NCBI's taxonomy places the organism in Eukaryota, Metazoa, Arthropoda, Insecta, Diptera, Drosophilidae.
UUUUAAUUGGAUGAUGGUGGUGGUGGUGGUGGCGAGCAGUUUCUAGCGAGAGAUCAGUUGGACUUUUGCGACGAAGCGAUACGCUUGUUUGUUUCGCCGUUCCGCUGCGCGUUGGCCAAUGUUUGCCUAACUCUCGAAUCGAAUCCCGAAUCCGAGUGUGGACGCGCCACGCCACAUUAAUCCGGCCAACCGAGUGCCCGGCCCAGUCUUUGCCAAUCACCGCAUGGGACCAGAGGAUAUCCGGACAAUCCACUGGCCACGUAAUCAAUCAUUUUAUGGACUAAUAGCCGACAGCCCACAGAAAACAUGCACAAGGCCAUUAAAAACAAAUCCAGGCUCCUCUGCGGACUCAAGAACUCCAAGGCGGAUCUGACGACAGCCAAGUUUAUACUAUAUUAUGGACCCACGGUGGCAGAUAGCGAUAUCUAUGACCUAACCGAUUUCCAGAGUCUUCUGGAGGACGAGCACUUGGAUUUGGGCAAGAACACCGUGCUCUAUUUGCACGGCUACUUGGAAGAUCCGGAUGUGGAGAGCAUUCACGUCAUAGCCGAGGCCUAUCUGGAGCGAAAGGAUACCAAUCUUAUCGUCCUGGACUGGGGUGAACUGGCCGAUGGCAACUACAUGUUCGAUGCCUUCCCGAACCUCAAACAGCUGGGCCCAGAGCUGGCCAAGGUCCUGCUCAAAAUGUUCGACCACGGCCUGGACAUUGAGAAGUUCCACAUUGUCGGGCACUCGAUGGGCGGCCAGCUGGCCGGACUCCUCGGUCGAGAGAUUACUAAACGCACCAAGGGCGUCAGAAAGAUAAAAAGAAUUUCCGCUUUGGAUCCCGCCUUUCCGCUCUUCUAUCCGGGCACGCACCUGUCUGCCAAUGAUGCGGAGUUCGUCGACGUGAUACACACGGACGCCUGGCUGUACGGAGCUCCGACGAGCACGGGCACGGCGGAUUUCUGGCCCAAUGGUGGAUACAGUCUGCAGCCUGGCUGUCCCAAGCGAAACUACAAGAUGCUCAGCGACAACGAUUUGUCCAGUCAUCGGCGGAGCUGGUGGUUCUGGGCCGAGAGCGUGUCGGAUCGGUAUCCCAUCGGAUUCGAUGCUGUGCCCGCCAAAAAAUGGUCCGACUUCAAGCAGAACAAAAUAGUGGAGAAUUGCCCGCCCGUGGUGAUGGGUCAUCAUUGUCCCACGACAAUUCAUGGCGACUUUUACUUACAAACCAACGGACAUACACCUUUUGCUCGAGGCAAGGAGGGCACUGUCUACGUUGACCCCAAGGAUCUGCUGGGAAAUACCCACAGUAUCACCUGUGACUGCCCGUCGGAGAAAACGAAUUAAUAGACCAUAUAAAAUUGCACUGUGUACAUUAUGAAAUGUAGCUAUAUUAAUGUUGUUGUUUCUAUGACGCCUUACACCACAUUUUGCUUUACGAGAAAAAUAUACUUAAAUUUUGUUGUUGAA